Messenger RNA from Penicilliopsis zonata CBS 506.65, 3162 nucleotides. RefSeq lists its product as hypothetical. Bases 1 to 3162 code for a protein of 1053 amino acids. The record is from RefSeq and is a predicted model, not a curated record. The transcript has 6 exons. NCBI's taxonomy places the organism in Eukaryota, Fungi, Ascomycota, Eurotiomycetes, Eurotiales, Aspergillaceae.
AUGGAGACGAGGGGCAGCUCCAGCGACUCGGUCGCCUCGUCGGGUACAUCGCUAUCAGAAGAGGAUGUGAAAGAGGAGCAGACACGGAAGGGAGGCGCCUUGAGUGGUCUGAAGAGCGGGUGGAAGAAGUUGGGGCUGGAUAUCCCAACGGUGCUAUUGAUGAUGAAAGGCGGUCUUGCGCCGACAAUCGCGGUCUCCAUAUACCAAACGGAAGCAAUUUCCUCGGAGUAUACCACUGUCGGGUAUCUAGUAGCCAUCAUUUCGAUUCUAGGAUUUGCCAUCAUGCCUCGAGCCAAAUUCAUCCAGAUGUUGGUUCUCGACAUUCUCUUUGUCUGUCUGGCGGCCGCAGUCGCUCUCCUGAUGAUUUAUUCCAGUGUCAAAGCAAGAGACCAUACUUCUUCCAAUAGCAGCUCGGUCUAUAAUUCGUCCGCCUCAGCUGUCUGCGGAGUAUGGCUCUUCUUUCAGAUCUAUGUGGUCCACUCCUACAGGGCAAAGUACCCCCAAUUCCAGUUCCCAGUGGUGAUGUAUUCGAUAUUUGCCAGUGUCAGCACAUCUUUUGGCACAGAGAUUACCACAAUGGCCGCCGGUGUCGUUUUCGUCACAAAAGUUCUCAAGGCCUUUCUUUUGGGACUGGCAUUGUCGGCUGCUGUCUCGUUCAUUGUCCUCCCUAACACGACACGGAAGGUCGUUUUCGGCCAGAUGGCUGGCUACAUUGGCGGACUCCGCGCCGCUCUCAAGACUCAGGCCGUGUAUUUCGAAUCACUGGAACAGAAUGACAUGUUCGGUCGGGCUGAGACUUAUGAUGAGACCGUGGAAAAGAUUGGCAAGAAGGGGAAGGUGUGGAGCCCGGAGGCCGCCGCUGUCAGGGCUGCAGUGCGCAACAUCACUGAUCUUCACGGGAAGCUCCAUGGCGAUCUGACCUUCGCCAAACGGGAGGUUGCAUAUGGCAGACUGGGGCCUGAUGACUUGCAAAAUACUUUCCGCCACUUACGCCGAGUCAUGAUUCCCGUGCUUGGUCUUAGCUUCGUCGUUGACGUGUUCCAACGGCUAUCGGAUAUUAAUUUGUGGAACAGCCCGGCAUAUGAAGGACCGGUCCAACGCAGAACCGGCGAAAUGAGGGAGCAGGCGGUGCAUGAGUGGAAUGCAAUUAUGCGAUCUGUCCAUGAGCCAUUUGAUGCGGUGAUUAGAUUGAUUGAUGAAGGUUUGCAACAUAUAAGCUAUGCGAUGACAUUCGCCAAACCGCCCAAGAAGCCUGCUCCUGGCAAUGGCUCAUCCGCUGAAGCCGAUAAUCCCGAUAUCGAGGCAUCUGCUGUCAGCACAGCCCCUGGUGAUCCCGGGUUUGCUGCUUAUUUUGAGGAGAAGUUAGAAGAAUUCAAGGAGGCCAAACUGAUAGCACUAAGAACGUGGUGUGAGGACAGGGGUUUCCGUAUUCCGGCAGACUUCUUCGACCACCCAUCAUCUGUGUCUCCUGAAUCUUUCACGUCUACCUCCUGGUUUAGUGAUGGCAGCAGGAGCAGUCUCUUCUUGUUCCUUUACAUGGAGCAAUUGCUGUACUCCACCGGCCAAGUCGUGCUUGAUUUUGUUCGGUUCGCUGACGACCGGGCUGCGAGCGGUAAACUGUCAAAGAAGCACCUGAUCAUUCCUGGUUCAAAGCGCCUGAAGAAAUGGGUCCGAAGCACAUUCUUGGUGGAGGAUUCCCACGAAGAUGACAACAUCGGCGACGUACAUACGCAGAGCAAUAUCCUUCAGCUCGGUGAGGCGUAUCGGCACCGGAAAGACCCUGAGCAUCUUCCUCCGGUGACUAGAUUUCAACGCAUAGGAGACAAGAUCCGAUUCAUCCCGGCUUUCCUCCGUUCGCCAGAAUCAGCAUACGGCUUUCGGGUGGCCUGUGCGACGAUGACCAUUGCUAUUGUCGCUCUUCUUCAUGAUACCCAAGCUUUCUUCAUCAAACAACGGCUGCUUUGGGCGAUGAUCAUGGUGGUUCUGAGCAUGUCGCCCACAUCCGGACAGAGUCUUUUCAGUUUUGUUCUUAGGGUUCUUGGGACCACGAUUGCCAUGGUAUGUAGUCUCCUUGUCUGGUAUAUACCGGAUGAGAAGACACCAGGCGUGAUUAUCUUUCUGUUCAUAUUCGUAUCCAUCGGUUUCUACAUUCCCAUCAAGAUGUUUCGAUUCCGUGUCAUCGGGAUGAUAAGUAUCGUCACCACGACCAUGAUCAUCGGAUAUGAGCUUCAGGUUCGCAAGAUUGGGGAACAAGUUGCCACGUCGAACGGGCAGCCGUAUUAUCCGAUCUACCUUCUUGCACCUUACCGUCUGGCUGCUGUUACUGGCGGUGUUGCGGUUGGCUUUAUCUGGACCUUCUUCCCUUAUCCGAUCUCUGAACACUCGGUGUUGCGGCAAAGCCUCGGGGCAUCUCUUUAUCUUCUAGCGAAUUACUACUCAAUUAUCCACGAGACGGUCGCCGCGCGUAUGCGUGGUGAUGAAGGAGAUAUGACGUUGAAAAGCUCCGCAGGGCGAAAGCUCGAGAAAGCCCGGAACAAGGUCUUUUCCAAACAGAUGCUGAUGUUGAAUGGCCUGCGAACGUACUCGGGAUUCCUCAAAUGGGAGGUCCCCAUCGGUGGUCGGUUUCCGAAGAAGCAAUAUGACUCGAUCAUUCUCAGUGUUGAAAAUAUCGCCAACUACCUGAGUUUGGUCGGCUACGCUUCCGACACCCUCAUGCGCCUUGGAAACGACGACGAGAACUCAAACUCGGCCUGGGUCAACGACUUCAAAAAGUUGAUUGCCCACGCCAAUGUGACGUCCCAUCAGAUCACCUCGUUGCUUUGUCUUCUGUCCGCGAGCAUUACAAAUAGACAACCGCUACCGCCGUAUCUGAAAACACCGAAGCCGUACGCCUUCACAAAACGCCUCCAAGAACUCGACAAAGAUAUAUUGAACCUCAGCCAUAUCGCUGAGCCCGGUUUCGCUGCCUUUGCGGUCCUGCAGAUUUCGACGCGGUGCAUCGUCGGAGAUAUGGAGCGAUUGCUGCGAGAUGUGAAAACACUAGUUGGCGAACUCGACUUCUCCUUCCAUGCCGUGAGCACAGCGGAUGCUUAUAGUUCAAGAAACACGAGUGUGAGCGGAGCUGGGCCUCUUCACCCUUCAGAGCGAGAUAAAUUGGAUUAA